AUGUUAUGUAUCAUCACUGAGAGGCAUGCCUCACCACCUCUUCCUCCAACCCACUCAACACUCCUCCACCCCCCAUCACAUACACACAUACACACCAUCAUCCGUCUCCCCCUUCUCCCCUCAAAUCCACCCCAGCAGCCCGGCCGCGAGCCCGAGCGCAACCGGCGCGAACCCCCAGUGCGCCCACUCCCCGCCGCCGAUGAGCGCCCGGCUCACGAGCCCGUCGGUGGCGACCAUGCCCAGCGCCGGCAGCGCGCACAGGCCCAGCAGCCGCCUGUCUCCCGCCCACCAGACGGUCGACAGGACGGCCGCGAUGGCGGCGUUGCGGCUGCCGUAGAUGCGCGUCAUGCCGAGCGCUACGGCGCGGGCGGAGGCCGUGUCCGGGUCGGCGGCCCGGGGGAGCGGGAAGCCGAAGUGGCGCAGGGCGGCCUCGGGCUGGAGGAGGGCGCGGGCGCCGUAGAAGCCCGGGACGGCGAUGAGGGCUAG
This is a messenger RNA of Thyridium curvatum, 486 nucleotides long. RefSeq lists its product as uncharacterized. The record is from RefSeq and is a predicted model, not a curated record. Lineage: Eukaryota; Fungi; Ascomycota; Sordariomycetes; Thyridiales; Thyridiaceae. Bases 1 to 486 code for a protein of 161 amino acids. The transcript has a single exon.